Entamoeba invadens IP1 is the source of this 804-nucleotide messenger RNA. RefSeq lists its product as hypothetical. Bases 1 to 804 code for a protein of 267 amino acids. The transcript has 2 exons. Gene Ontology annotation, molecular function: ATP binding; four-way junction DNA binding; crossover junction DNA endonuclease activity. Gene Ontology annotation, cellular component: replication fork; Rad51C-XRCC3 complex; Rad51B-Rad51C-Rad51D-XRCC2 complex. Lineage: Eukaryota; Evosea; Mastigamoebida; Endamoebidae. Gene Ontology annotation, biological process: reciprocal meiotic recombination; DNA repair; meiotic DNA recombinase assembly. The record is from RefSeq and is a predicted model, not a curated record.
AUGGAAGAAGACCAAAAGAAGACAGAAACACUAAGUGACAUCUUUGAGAAAACGCGCACAUUACAAAUUAAAAAUGUUCCAACUUUCAAUGAAGAUCUUGACAGGAUACUUCAGGGUGGUUUAGAAUUCGGACAAAUGAUACAAAUUGUUGGGUUUCCUGGAAUUGGAAAAUCACAGCUCUGUAUGCAAGUAGCUUGCAAUGCAACAUUACCAAUUUCUUUGGGUGGGUGUAAUGGUGUUGUCCAUUAUUAUGACAGUGGUUACAAUUUAUCAUUAAAAAGGGUCACAGAGAUCUCAGAAUGUUUAGUCAAGUCAUUUCCUGACGAAGUCACUCAAGACUCAAUUCUCUCGAAAAUUGAAAUUUCUCGACCACAUUCCCUCCUCACGCUUUCGGCCUCUAUAUUGUCAUUAGAUCUGCUACAUUCCCCUCCUAAUGUUAUUAUCAUCGACUCAUUUCCAAUUUUCAUGAAACAAACAGAAGAGACUUAUCGCUUCUCAGCAAUGACUACCGUCAUGACGGCACUCGCAACGUAUUGUCGAUCACACCACGCACUUGUUCUCGUCGUGAACAACAUCACAUCAAAGCAGAUCAACACAAAUUACUUCUCUUCUACUUUCAACCCCACUCCCGACUUAAAGUUGUGUUUCGUCAGGUCUUGUGGGAUUCAUUUCUCUUCAUUUUUUAAGUAUUUCAUCUUCCUUUGUCAACCACUUAACAAAGACUUAACCGCAGUCGUCCAAUCUCCUUCAUUUUUCCUUCCUCAAAUGUGUACCUUCCAAAUCUUUCCAGGGGGCUUUAGAUAG